Molecule: messenger RNA, 2860 nt
Organism: Python bivittatus (Burmese python)
Lineage: Eukaryota; Metazoa; Chordata; Lepidosauria; Squamata; Pythonidae
Gene: CAP1
Product: cyclase associated actin cytoskeleton regulatory protein 1
Biological process (GO): actin filament organization; cytoskeleton organization; cell morphogenesis
Cellular component (GO): cytoplasm
Molecular function (GO): adenylate cyclase binding; actin binding
Source: RefSeq, a predicted model, not a curated record
CCAGCCACAAAGGACGCUGCUACUCUGGGUUCGCAGACGCUCCAGCCGCCCAGACCAAGCUGAGCCUUUUGUGCGAGCGCGCCGCCCGGGCGGAGCGUGUGAGGCGAAAGCCGUGGUGACCUCACCGGCGCGGACCGGGUUGCGGGGGCGUGGGAAGGGCACCCGGGUGCUGAAAUAUGACAGAGCUGCAGAGCCUAGUUGAGAGGCUGGAGAAAGCUGUGGGACGACUGGAGAUGGCAUCUUGUGGUCCUGGCGUGCACGGUGGCCAUGGGGACAGUGCCCCGAAAGGUGUCGCUGAGUAUGUGCAAAUUUUUGAUGAGCUCUUGGCAGGUCCAGUGGCUGCGUACAUGAAGAUCAGCAGAGAAAUUGGCAGUGAAGUCCAAAAACAUGCUGAGAUGGUCCAUGUUGGGUUGAUGACAGAGAGAGCUCUCCUGGUGACUGCGUCUCAGUGCCAGCAGCCCAUAGCAAGUAACUUCUCAGUCUUGUUGAAGCCAAUAUCAGAUCAGAUCCAGGUGGUCCAGAACUUCAGAGAGAAGAACCGUGGCAGCAAAUUCUUCAACCAUCUCUCGACAGUUAGUGAAAGCAUACCUGCGCUAGGCUGGGUCGCCAUGGCCCCCAAGCCCGGCCCUUACGUGAAAGAAAUGACUGAUGCCGCCAUGUUUUAUAGCAAUCGGGUCCUCAAAGAAUAUAAAGAUGUCGAUAAGAAGCACGUGGAGUGGGUGAAAGCUUAUCUCAGCAUCUGGACUGAGCUGCAGGCAUACAUCAAGCAGUAUCACACCACUGGACUCACCUGGAGCAAAACGGGACCUCUGCCAACCGAUGCAGCAAAUGGAUCUCGGCGUCCUCCUGGUGGUGCCCUGCCACCCCCUCCCCCUGGCCCGCCUCCCCCCACAAUUCCUGCCCGCACAGAUUCUGGUUCAGAUGCCUCUGCCUCCCGCUCAGCACUCUUUGCUGAGAUCAACCAGGGAGAAGCCAUCACUUCUGGCUUGAAACAUGUGUCUGAUGAGAUGAAGACCCACAAAAACCCAUCGCUGAAAAGCCAAGGGGGCCCUGUGCGGACGGGGCCCAAACCCUUCACGGCUCCAAAGCCUGCCUGUGCAGCAAAUGUUUCCCCCAAAUUGCCAGCAAAGAAGGAGCCUGCUGUGCUGGAGUUAGAAGGCAAGAAAUGGAGAGUGGAGAACCAAGAGAAUGCCUCCAACUUGGUGAUCAGCGACACAGAGUUGAAGCAGGUGGCCUAUGUCUACAAGUGUGUGAAUAGUACACUCCAUAUCAAAGGCAAGAUCAACUCCAUCACACUGGAUAACUGUAAGAAACUUGGGCUGGUAUUUGAUGAUGUGGUGGGCAUUGUUGAGGUCAUCAACAGCCGAAGUGUUCAACUUCAGGUGAUGGGUAAAGUGCCAACCAUUUCCAUCAACAAGACAGACGGUUGUCAAGUCUACUUGAGCAAGAGCUCCCUAAACUGCGAGAUUGUUAGUGCCAAGUCCUCAGAGAUGAACGUGCUUGUUCCAACGGACAACGGUGACUUUAACGAAUUCCCUAUCCCUGAACAAUUCAAGACGCAGUGGAACGGGCAGAAGUUGGUCACCACGGUGACAGAAAUCGCCGGAUAAGAUGGCCUGGUGCUCCACGACCUCCCCUCUCUCUACCAUCACUGUGGGACAAAAACGCUUUCUGGGGGCUGCCUUUUAGAUUCCCUGUCCCAUUUUUCAACUCUCAGUCUGCUUCUGUCUUCUGAAAGACUUGCCUCCCUUCCUUCACUGAAAAUACCUCAGGCUGGGAUUUGGGGGAGGUUGGCAGGUUCAUUCCAUUCUUUCUCUUGACUGGCAGGAAGGUGUGGCAUUCACCCCUUGGUCAGGCAAAACCUGUAUUGUCCAAUCCAUAUAGAUGUCAAAUGGGCAUCAAGGAGUUUUGUUCCUUGCCUUCACUUAAAUGCAGAACGUUGUCUGAGGGAGGGGAGUUUCUACCAGGAUAUGGUACCCCUCCCAUGAUAGAUGUAUGAAGUAUGCUUGACAGGUGUAAUUUGGGGAAGUCCAAGGGAGUUAAUUCUGCUCAACGAAUCUCACCAAGAGAUGCUGAGAAUAGCUUUGCUGGACCAAAGGCUGAAAACUGGGAUGUGUAACAUUCCUUCUCCCCUGACUAUUUCCCCCUCCCUGUGUUGUCCGUGUAAAUUCUGUGUUGUGCCAUGAUGUUGGGGGGAAACUGCCCAGAUACAGGUGCCACGCAAUUCCCAUGGAACGGAUCCUCCUUUCUGGGAAUCUGUCCAGCAGUAGGAAGCUGCCCUCAACCGCUUCCAUUCAAGCCCUCUUACAAAGGGAAAGUUGUGCCGAGAAGGCCUCUUUUGAACAACUGAACAUUGUUCAGUCUUCCAGGACGGUUUUUCCCAGGACCCAUAUCUUUUUUUCCCCCAGGGCAGGAUUGAUUCUCCAUCCCAAGAGGAGUAUUUAAUUACUCGUAAGCACAAUUCCAUGGUGUUUCGGUUCUAUUGCUCACUGGCGCGUAUUAGCCCCAUAGCGCUUGGGCAACCCCCCUCUUCUUUAGCUAGCUGUCCCCUCCCCGCGGCUUCUCUGCAGAAAGUCUUGUGUCACCCAGCACGCUGGUGAUUGUGCCCAGGCUGAAGGCAUGGUACUGUAACGGCCCACUAAAGGGAGCUGCCUGUUUAAUUGUAGCAAUGCAGAUGAUCUCUUUCCCUUUUUGCCACAUUUUUGAGUUUUCCACUUGAAAAUUAACAGAAGAUAUGCAACUCUUUAUUUUGAAACUGUCCUGUGACUUGUACUUCUCUCCUGAGGCUUGUGGAAAUAAAAAUCUUUCUUAUGUACUUAAAAUUAUACUGAAGAUAGAAUAAAGUUAAUGCCAAGUUGCC